AUGAUCACACUUAACAAACAACACGAGAAAGGAACGACGACGUUUGGUGAAGCUUUUAUCGGACGCGCCGGCCACUCGCCCACUUGGUGGACGGUGAUAAGAAGAAAGCCACCGACCAACACACGCUUCAAAUGCGCCCUAUAUCAGUCCCUCGCCUUGCCUUCAGCUUCUCCUCAUUCGACAAUGGCUUCAAUGGCGUCUUCUAGAGCUUUCGGUUCCCUCAAGAUUUUCAGCAAAACCAGCAACAAUAACUUCUCCUCUCUUCCCCGUAUACAACUCUGUCAGAAAAAUCACGACGACAUGCCUCCGGAGCAAAUUAAACGCAGGGACCUAAUUCUCAAGAGUAGCGAAAUAGCCACCAUUGGUGCCAUUUUCAAUUUCAGUGGGAAAAAACCUGAUUACCUUGGAGUCCAGAAGAAUCCACCGGCGCUGGCUCUGUGUCCGGCGACAAAGAACUGCGUAUCGACAUCGGAGAAUGUUAGUGAUCUUACCCAUUAUGCCCCACCUUGGAACUAUAACUCUGAAGGUAGGAAAAAGCCUGUGAGCAGAGAAGAGGCAAUGGAGGAACUAAUAGACGUGAUAGAAACAACUCAAGCUGAUAGAUUUACACCACGAAUUGCAGAAAGGAAAGAAGACUAUAUUCGCGUUGAAUAUCAAUGCCCAAUCUUUGGGUUUGUGGAUGAUGUUGAGUUCUGGUUUCGACCUGGGAAGAACUCAAUUGUGGAGUAUAGGUCUGCGUCAAGGCUGGGAAAUUUUGAUUUUGAUGCAAAUAGAAAGAGAAUCAAGGCAUUGCGCCAAGAAUUGGAGAAGAAAGGAUGGGCUUCUCAAGACACAAUAUGAGGAAAAUCUUCUGCAGAGAAUAUAAAGCCGUGACAACAGCUUUAUUAAAUUUAAUUUGCAGCUGUUUUUGUAUUUUUUAAGUUAAAAAAAAAAUCAUAUCCUUGAAUAACAUCAAAGCCAGCCUAGAAAGUAAAAUCAUUCUGGUGUAAUUCAUUGCUUCUCAAUGUGGUUAGAAGAUAUAUUUUGCCUUAUAUUUGAAUUUCAACCAAUUCGGGUAA
Prosopis cineraria is the source of this 1058-nucleotide messenger RNA. RefSeq lists its product as uncharacterized. Lineage: Eukaryota; Viridiplantae; Streptophyta; Magnoliopsida; Fabales; Fabaceae. The record is from RefSeq and is a predicted model, not a curated record. Bases 1 to 840 code for a protein of 279 amino acids. The transcript has 8 exons.